This is a messenger RNA of Ciona intestinalis (vase tunicate), 1342 nucleotides long. NCBI's taxonomy places the organism in Eukaryota, Metazoa, Chordata, Ascidiacea, Phlebobranchia, Cionidae. The record is from RefSeq and is a predicted model, not a curated record.
CCCCACCAUACUAUAUAUUGACCUGGUUCGCUGAAUCAUACUAAAACUGUCGAAAAAACAAUCCCACUUGUAACCUUUUAAAAUAUUGUUUCGAAUCUGUGAUUAUGUUAUAAUGGACCUGCUGUUACAAUGAAAUUAACUUGAAAUACGAACGACAGAAUUUUUUGUUAAUUUUGGUGUAUAGUGGUUUAGCACCUUAAUUAAGUUCCUUAGUUCUGGCAAUAUCCUGAUGUCUUGUUUAAUAUUUCCGUUAUCGGUCAUAUUAACAACUACGUUUGUGUUCAAUUUACGAAUCGUUGCAGUUUGCCGUAAACAGUCUUGAAUCAUUUGUUGUCUAAAUUAAUCUGGUCUGUGUAUAUUGGAAAAGCGAAUAUUUAAGAAAUGCGCUUGCCUUCAAAUAUUUUCGCUUAUCAUUCGUCAGAUGUAAACUGGUGUGAACCAGAUUAUGAAGUUUCAUCUUUCACAAUUGAGUUUUGGAACUCGAUUUCAGGCAUACCGAUGAUAGUUUCGUCAUUGAUUAUGAUCAGUUUAAAUGACGAUUACACGCGUUUGGUACCAAACUGCAGGUACGCGAAUGUGGUUUGGUGGCUGCUGGUGGUGACAGGUAUAGGAACUAUAUAUUUUCACGCAACCUUGAGCCUUUUCGGGCAGUUUUUGGACGAGAUUGGAAUAAUAUGGCUAGGAUUUGCUACGGCUGCGAUGUAUGCUGAACCGUCGGUCGUUUUUCUUCCUUCGUUCUUUAACACGAACAGACCAUUGUACCACUUACUAAUGCUGGCAGCUGCUGUUUUGGUCACAUUGCUUUCAUUUGUCGAACCACAGUUGAAUCACGUGUGGUUGUUUCUUUUUACUCUUUCUUUCAGUUUACGGUGGUAUAAAAUGAACGAAGCAAGAGAUGUUAUCAACGAUAAUGAAACCUUCCAAGCUUUGGGAAGAACUAGCCUCGUGUUCUUCGCACUUGCAGUCAUAUGCUGGGUACUUGACAGAGUCUUUUGUCCGUUUAUGCUUUCAAUCCGUUUCCCUUAUCUUCACGCUGUUUGGCACAUUUUGGUUUUAAUUGCUGCAAAUAUGGUUUUCGUGUUUGGCGCCUUUGACUACGCAAACCAAACUGCUUCACGGCAUGAACCGUAUCUCGCGUUUGUACCUUUACUUGGUUCAUAUGUUGGAAUAUGGUACGUCGCUUUUCGCUUGCCAAACCGGAAAAGCACAUGACGGGUUUGCAUUGAAUCCACAAAAAGCAAAUUACAGCAUUCGUUAUUUAAAGCAUGAGUGUUAGUGGGUUUUAGUUCUGCUUCCACGCACAGAUGCGUGAAUAUUGUGUUGACUUAAAUUUUAUUUAAUC